Medioppia subpectinata is the source of this 243-nucleotide messenger RNA. Lineage: Eukaryota; Metazoa; Arthropoda; Arachnida; Sarcoptiformes; Oppiidae. The record is from the annotation of a GenBank genome assembly.
AUGGCUCUCAAACUGGUUGUCGGCCAAAAGAUCAUCAACGAUGUCGUCCGGGCGUCGCGCAAGAAGGGAGAGUGGAAAGUAUUAAUAGUGGAUCCGUUGGGAAUGCGAAUGAUCUCUUCGUGCACUAAAAUGCACGAAAUCGCCGCCGAAGGCAUCACUAUUGUCGAAGAUAUUGGCAAAAAACGGGAACCGCUGCCCAACAUGGAAGCCAUUUAUCUUAUUUCCCCGACAGAUAAGGUAUGA